AUGAUAUCUGAGAGUUCUCAAGAAUCGCUCAUGAAGGGGAAGGAGGUGACGAUUGGGUGCCUUGUCGCAACGGACGUCGCUGAAGGCAUUCACAUGCUCGCAGGCAGUGUGAUGGCAGUGGAUGCGAUCAACAGAGACCCCUCCAUCCUCCCACAUCACCAUCUGCGCCUCACCACGGCCAACUACUCCAUGACUGCCCCCAUCGCCAGCAUGAUGGCUGCCUACAGCGUGGUGAGGCAGCGGCCAGUGGCAGUGGUGGGGCCGCACACAUCGGAGCAAGCAGCGCUGCGGCCAGUGGCAGUGAUAGGGCCGCACACAUCGGAGCAGGCAGCGCUGGUGAGCCCAUUCGCCACGGCCACUCAAGUGCCCUUCGUGUCCGCCUCUGCCACGGACGCGCAGCUCACUGUGGGCGGCACACGACCCUUCUUCAUGCGCACUGUGCAGAGCGACGGCCACCAGAUGCGCGCCAUUGCCGGUGGGUGGGUGUGUGCUCUCCCGUUUUCCCUGUAUCUCCCACCAGGUGAGAGCAACGGGCAUCUGGUGCAAGCCAUUGCAGACAUUCUGGCAAUAUACCAGUGGAAGGCAUUUAUCGCCAUUCACAGCGACGACCGAUACGGAGGCAAUGGCAUCACAGCGCUGGAAGCAUGCGUGCUUGCACUCAAUCAAGGCAUCAGCAUGGCUCAUCGCGUGGCUAUCACCCCAGGGAGCACGGCAGCAGAGGUGCAGCAGCGCCUGCAGGUGCUGCUGGAGGUGGACACUGCUGUGUACGUUUUGCACGCAUCCACUGCCGUUGCCACGGCGGUUAUACUUGCUGGUGCGUGUGCAUUCAUGAGACGCCUCAGGAAGCUUCUCAUUUCACGCAGCAGCGCCUGCAGCAGCUGUGUGUACGUUCUGCACGACCACGUCCCUCCGCUUCUGUCCAUCUUUCUCGCUGCCUGCUCCCAUUGUGCAGCGAACAGGCUGGGUCUGUUUUCGGCCAACAACGUGUGGAUUGCAACGGAAGGGAGUGCACUCCUCGCUGGCUCCGCCCUGCACUAUGCUCAGGGCAUGAUAGUGACGGCCACGAACAUCCCUACCUCCGCUCCCCUGACUGCCUUCAUCUCAAAGUGGCUCACCCUCGACCCUGUGCGCUUCCCCAACGUCAGCCGCCAGGUCAGACGGGCUGUUGAUUCUCUUACCAGUGUCUCGCUCCCCUCCUCUCACGAAUCCCUCACCUCACCCACUCCCUCUCUCACCAUCCCUUUCCCCCCUCCUCCAAUCCCAACCCCCCCACUCCACACGCUGCAAGCAGCCAUGCUGAGAAUCACGUUCAUGGGCGCAUCAGGCACCAUCUCCCUGUCCCCGUGGGGGUGUGGGUUCCAUGCUGCGAGCAGCCAUGCUGAGAACGACGUUCGUGGGCGCAUCAGGCACCAUCUCCCUGUCCCCCUGGGGCGACCAGCAGAGCAACCUCACUCGCAUCCUCAACAUCCACCACAGUCAAGCCUCAUGCUCUCCCCUCCCGACCCUGCCUUCUAUCCCCCUCGCUUCAGUGGGCCCCAUGCUGCGAGCAGCCAUGCUGAGAACGACGUUCGAGGGCGCAUCAGGCACCAUCUCUCUCUCCCCCUGGGGCGACCAGCAGAGCAACCUCACUCGCAUCCUCAACAUCCACAGCCAAGCCACUGA
Molecule: messenger RNA, 1662 nt
Organism: Closterium sp. Naga37s-1
Lineage: Eukaryota; Viridiplantae; Streptophyta; Zygnematophyceae; Desmidiales; Closteriaceae
Source: the annotation of a GenBank genome assembly